Mesorhabditis belari is the source of this 402-nucleotide messenger RNA. NCBI's taxonomy places the organism in Eukaryota, Metazoa, Nematoda, Chromadorea, Rhabditida, Rhabditidae. The record is from the annotation of a GenBank genome assembly.
AUGAAAUUGGAAAUGAAUCCAAUGGGCGCCGAAGAUAUUGUGACAGCGUAUAAUGAUUUCCGAUCCGAUAUUGUGCUUUUGCAGGAACUCAAAGCGACUCUACAAACGGCUGAAUUCGAUUUGGAAAGCCUUCGUACAAGAUAUCAGCAACAAGGCGGACAGCCAUUCGAAAUCGAGCCCCGUAUGCGUGUGUCAAUUCUUCCGGAAGGUGGCCUUUCAUCGGCUUUCUUGGAGGGUCCAGGGGCGCCCACGAGCAGCCGUCGUAUCUCAAGUUAUCUCGAAUUGCUCAGCAAAACGGAUGCUCUCAAUAAUCCGCGAAAACGAAAAGCUCCACCGCCGCUAGGAACGAUUACCCCGUCAAGCUCAACGCCCGAUCUCAAGCGAACGCGUAAAUCAGUCCUG